ACGUAUAGAGCAUCAAGAGAGAGAGAGAGAAGAAGCGACUGAGAGAAAGAGAGAGAAGAAGCGAAGCGAGAGAAUGGCGGCCGCUGUAUCAUCUGUUUGGUCGAAACCGGGCAAGUGGGCACUUGAUUCAGAAGAACACGAAGACGAACUUCUCCAACAACAAACGGAACAGCAGAAAGACGACACCGAAAGAGAGAAUGGCCAUUUUGAUUUCCCGUCGCUCGCAGCCGCUGCCGCUGCAGCAAUCACUCCCAAGUCCAAGAAGAAGAAAGGUCAGACUUUCUCUCUUGCCGAAUUCAACGUAGGGAAGCCAGUCGGCCCCGGAACUGGCAAAGCGGCGCAAAGCGCCAACCUUAACCGCCUCACCCUCGACGAGGCUCUCAUCCUCCCGACCGGACCCCGUGAGCGCACAGCAGAGGAGCUCGAGCGUUCACGCCAUGGCUUCCGUUCGUAUGGCCUUAACGAUAACGCAGGCCGAAACAGGAAUUCCAACGGUGAUGAUUCUUCCAACUCGCGAUGGGGCUCUUCUAGGGUUUCUGAUGAGCCUCAUAGGAACGGCGGGUUUAAUAGGGAUUCUGCUCCUUCCCGUGCUGAUGAAAUCGAUGAUUGGGGCGCCGGUAAGAAAUCUAUGGCUGCUCCUGCGUUUGAACGGAGGGAGAAAGUUGGGUUUUUCGAUUCGCAGUCCAGAGCUGAUGAAUCCGACAGUUGGUUGGGAAACAAGACCUUCACCCCUUCGGAAGGUCGCAGAUUUGGUGGUGGAUUUGAGAACCAUAGGGAGCGGCGAGGAGGUUUCGAUAUGUUUCAGAAGGAGACAUCUAACGGAGGAGCUGCGGAUUCAGAUACUUGGGGGAAGAAGAGGGAAGAAGUUAGCGCAAGUGGAAGGCCGAGACUUGUUUUGCAACCUCGUACGUUGCCAGUGAAUAAUGCAGAUCAGCAGCAGCAACAAGGGUCAGGGUCGACGGUUAAAAGUAAAGGAUCCAACCCAUUUGGAGAAGCUCGGCCAAGAGAGGAGGUUUUGGCGGAGAAAGGAGAAGAUUGGAAGAAGAUUGAUGAACAGCUUGAAUCAAUGAAACUUAAGAAGAUGGAUUCUGGGGGUUUCGAUGGGCCAUCUUUGGGAAAAAAGAUUUUGGAAAGUGAGAAUGGGAGAGCAAGUCCACCUGAGGAUUGUACUGAGAGAAAUUGGAGGAAGACUGAUACGGUUGAUGCUCCUACCCCUAGGGAAACUGUUGAGGGAGGAGUGGCACAAAACUGAGGAUGAGAGAUUCCUAACCAAUAGGACGGUGAAGAUAGGGUGUCCAUGCCAUGUUUCUUGCUUCAUCCUUCAAUUUUGCUUUUCGUGGUUUUACUGUGAAAUGCAGUACGGAGACAAUUUUGGUAGUUUUCCCAUUAUUAACAGAGAUGUCACCACACUGGAGUGUUUGUGUGCUGCUUAUUAUUAUUUAAAUUUUCAUUUUGGUUUUCAUGUGUUGGGCGUGAGGAGUGGCAGGAUUUUGCUUCUUUAAUUUUUGUAGAGAAUUAAUUUAAUGUAUUAUUUGUUCAAAAGAAGGCCACUUUUCUAAUGCUUUUGAUUAGGUUUUAUACUA
Molecule: messenger RNA, 1583 nt
Organism: Telopea speciosissima
Lineage: Eukaryota; Viridiplantae; Streptophyta; Magnoliopsida; Proteales; Proteaceae
Product: eukaryotic translation initiation factor 4B3-like
Exons: 2
Coding region: 74-1252 (392 amino acids)
Molecular function (GO): translation initiation factor activity; mRNA binding
Source: RefSeq, a predicted model, not a curated record